CAGUGCACUUCCUGUAGGGCUGUAACCUUGGAAACGGACAACUUCCUGUGGCUCAGUUUUGUGAAGAUGGCGGAGGAGAAGGCUCAAACGAAUCCACAGCUCCCAGUGGGAACAGAAAUUAAGAAGACUCGUCCCAAAAAAGCACCAGAGCUUCCCAUCCUGGAAAGGAGGAACUGGCUCAUCCAUCUCCACUAUAUCCGAAAGGACUAUGAAACCUGCAAGGCUAUAAUUAAAGAACAAUUGCAGGAGACACAGGGAAUGUGUGAAUAUGCAAUAUAUGUACAAGCUUUAAUACUCCGUCUUGAGGGAAAGAUUCAGCAAUCCCUGGAGCUUUUUCAGAGCUGUGCUAUUCUCAAUCCCAGAAGUGCAGACAACCUGAAACAAGUUGCUAGAUCUCUUUUUCUACUUGGAAAACAUAAGGCAGCAAUUGAAGUUUACAAUGAAGCUGCAAAACUCAAUCAGAAGGACUGGGAGAUCAGCCAUAACCUUGGUGUGUGCUACAUGUAUCUGAAAGACUUCAAAAAUGCUCAGGAGCAGUUAAACACUGCUUUGCAGCUAAACAAGCAUGACUUGACUUUUGUGAUGCUGGCAAAGAUCCAUUUGUUGGAAGGAGACAUUGAAAAGGCUGUUGAAGUCUACAAAAAAGCUGUUGAGUUCUCGCCUGAGAACACCGAACUUUUGACAACACUUGGACUACUCUAUCUGCAGCUUGGAGCCUAUCAAAAAGCAUUUGAACAUCUUGGGAAUGCUCUAACAUAUAACCCCAAUAACUACAAGGCCAUCCUAGCAGCUGGGAGCAUGAUGCAGACCCAUGGUGAUUUUGAUGUGGCCAUGACCAAGUACCGUGUAGCUGCCUGUGCUGUACCUGAGAGCCCACCACUCUGGAACAAUAUAGGAAUGUGCUUCUUUGGCAAAAAGAAGUAUGUAGCGGCUAUCAGUUGUUUAAAGAGAGCUAACUACCUGGCUCCUUUUGACUGGAAGAUCCUGUAUAACCUGGGGCUGGUGCAUCUUACUAUGCAGCAGUAUGCCUCUGCUUUUCACUUCCUCAGUGCUGCCAUCAAUCUGCAGCCAAAGAUGGGAGAGCUGUACAUGCUGCUAGCAGUGGCCCUUACUAAUUUGGAAGAUGUAGAAAAUGCCAAGAGAUCAUAUGAGCAAGCUGUUUCUUUGGACCAUAUAGAAAUGGCUCAGAAGAUGGGAGCAGCGCUGCAGGUCGGAGAGAGCCUGGUGUGGACAAAGCCAGCCAAAGACACGAAAUCCAAGCAGCAUGCUGCUGCUCCCAGCAAGCCAGCCUGCUCCCAGCAGCCUCUGGGCUCCAAUCAGGCAUUAGGCCAGGCUAUGUCCUCAGCCGCGGGAUACAGCAAGUCCAUCCAGCUUUCAGCAGGUAGUGCAGCCCCAAGCCUGCAGAAGCCACCAUCUCUGCCCCUGGAGCCAGAGCCCACUGCUGAGGCAUCAGCCCAGGAGCCGACUUCCCCAUCUGAGCCGAAGGACAAGAAGACCAAGGCCAGGCUGGUGGCCGAAUAGUACAAGGUGGCACCGUCAGAAGCCCCCAGUUCUGUUAAUUUAUGAUUACUUCUGUGUAUUUAAUCUGAGUUCAUGACAAGGUUAUUAACAUAAUCUUGCAGUAAGUUUAAUUCCCUGCUUUUUCAGCAUUUUCUUGUUUUUAUAUAAAGUAACAAGCUUAUUUUCAUUCCAGAUAUUGAAGAGUAUGUACUGUUGGUUACUUCUUCCAAAAAUGAUAUUAAUGAUAGGAAAGAAUUAGAAAAACUGCAUUGAAUACAAUUUUACAAGCUUCUGUUCCUACACACACAGUGUAGCAAGAAAAACCCAGGUAACUUAUCUUGGCAGAGGCAGAGCAUGUAGGACCAAUUUGAAUGAAGGUUUCACCAAGCAGCCAAUGGGCGUGAAAAGUGUUGCUGUGACAUACUUUCAGUUAAUUUAAUGCAGCACUUCCCAAGAUAAAGGCAGUGUGAAUAUCCAUAAAGAGAGAUGUGGUUGUUUAUGCAGGAAUCCCAUUCACAUUAUUUGAAUUGUAGCGUCACAAAAGAUAUAAAUGCCAAGUUUGGAGUAAUUAUGAAAAUGUUUGGCCAAGCAGAUUUUGACCAUGGACAGAAGCACUUGCAUUUUAAUGAGUUUCAAUCAUGCUUGGGUACUCGCGUGAUCCGACUGACUCAGUUUUGGAAUACAACUGCCGCGCGACGCAUUUGUGUCAACAAGUGAACAAAACGCUGGUCAAGCAAUCAUCCAGGGUUUUACAGGAACCUGUUUCACUCUGCAGUAAUUGCAUUUUACGUUUUAGCAAGCACGUGAUGAUCCAGUAUGGGCAUGAAAAGUUUUGUCUGCAACCUGUGUGGCGCACACCUGUAGUAGGUUUGAGCAUGGUGAAACCUGCCAGGUUUAAGGUCAAUCAGUGCAGUGGUUCCUAAGAUAAUGGUUGUUUGAGUUUUGGUGGCAGUUGGUUGGUCAUUGUGGUGCAUGUAGGAAACCCAUUUCACCAUGUGUUAACUAUAUUAUCACUAGAAUGAUACUGACCACGUUUGGAGUUAAUUGAUUAAGCAGUUUAAGAACUGGGUACACUUCGCCUUACAGGCCAGGUGUCUCUAAGCAGUUGAAGGUGUGGGCAGUGUAAUUAUCAUUGCAAGCUGCGCGCCGCCCAUCAGAAACAGGUUUUGUUGUUGAUGAAAUCUGAAGUCAUGGCAAGCUUGAUCUGUGAGGAUAAAAUGGCAGAAUGCAGCCAUGUGGGCCUAUGCAAGAACAUCAGUUUGUGAGAAGUUAGAAUACGUGACAUUGUCAGACGUAGGUAGAUUGCUGAGUAGAACUCCCUCACGCUUGGAGUUAAUUGUCCACACAGUUUUUAAAAAGUAGGAGGAAGUACAAUAGAUCGCCUACUGAACACCAAGGUUAAAAAAAACCAGGCAGCCAUCUUCCAGGAACUCCAUCUUCACAUGUUCAUCCAGCUGCUGCCAGAAGCAUAUUUGACCAAACAGGUUUUGAGCAGGAUUCAUCUGUAUGACGGGCUACAUUUCUGAAAACGGGUUAUCGCGGGUGCAAAACAAAAUCACCCUAGUCCUCAGUUGCUUAAAAAGGUUUUGGCUUUUGAAGGAACUUGCCAACUUUAGAUUCAAUAAUUCAAAAUUUUUUUUGAAGUGGUGGAUUAAUCUCAAAUGCAAUGUCUUUUCUGCCCCAGUAUGCUUGCCUGGUAUGAAGUUGCUUGGCAAGUUUGAACCCCUGCAGUUUCAAAAGUGGGAACAAAAAAUGAUACCAAUCCUUGCAGUCCCUAUAGGUAUCCACUACUUGGGAGCUUAAAAUUGUUAAUAGCAGGAGAGCUUAAAAAAGAGUUUAUGGCGCACACAAAAAUUAGUUAACCGAUUCCUUGACACGUUCCCCUCUAAGGAAAAUGAUUUUUUUUAUAACUGCUGAGCUCUUUAAAUAGUUUACACAUUUCCUAAAUGAGUAAUAUUUCAUAUAUCUUUAAAACAACAUGUAUGAAUUUUGUACACAAUUAUUUUAUCAUAUGAAUGUAGCUGUGCUUCACUAAUGUACUAACAAUAAUGUUUUCUCCAGGGAAAGUCUGCCCAUGCCAUCUUAAAUAUUCGUACAUACAUAAUGUAUAUAGAUAAAAUAAAUAAUAUGAGCUCUAUAUUGUGCUUUGUCUUUGGCAAAUAGCACAGGGAAUGAAUGUAUCUAAUACUUUGAUUUGGCUGUGCACAGAUAGUGAAAAUUGCUUGUUGGAUUUAUCUUAUCCUGUAUAAAGUAUGUUUUACAAAACACUAACAUAUAUUUUUAGUAUGUUAAUUGUCUUUGCACUGAUGUUCAAUUUUUCACUGAGCUUCACAUUACAGUGUUUCUAAAGUCCUGUUACCAUCUGGUGAUGUUUCAAGAGGUACUGUAGACUAACACCAGACUACAGGGCUGCUGAUGACGUCGUCUCAGUGAUGCAUUUCUCUCAGUUUCUCCAUCAUUAUAGAACAUGCUACAUUGUAAAUGGCUACAGAUAUUUUCCGCUAUAAAAUGAUGGCACUCUGAUCCUGUAAUUCCUGUUGUGUAAAACAAAGUCUAUGAAGUGCACUUCUGAAAAAGAAAUGAGGGUAUCAGGACUUUAUGGUAACCUUAUUUAAACAGUGGUACUUAACAUUCUAUUAGAUACAAAUAAAGAUGUUUGCUUAUU
Molecule: messenger RNA, 4165 nt
Organism: Lepisosteus oculatus (spotted gar)
Lineage: Eukaryota; Metazoa; Chordata; Actinopteri; Semionotiformes; Lepisosteidae
Source: RefSeq, a predicted model, not a curated record